Molecule: messenger RNA, 1014 nt
Organism: Priceomyces carsonii
Lineage: Eukaryota; Fungi; Ascomycota; Pichiomycetes; Serinales; Debaryomycetaceae
Exons: 1
Coding region: 1-1014 (337 amino acids)
Cellular component (GO): protein folding chaperone complex
Molecular function (GO): protein binding
Source: RefSeq, a predicted model, not a curated record
AUGCCGGUUCUUUCAUCGACUCAAGAUAUCCGCGAACAUAAAAUAAUAUUUCAGUUAGAAUAUAAAGAGCGUAUGGUACCAGAGACCAGAUAUGAUAUGCCUACCGCUGAAGAAUUAAAGACAGAAGGUAAUAAGGCUUUCGCUGAGAAAAAGUUUAAAAAAGCUGCGAAGGUAUACAGAGAUGCAAUAACCUUGGCACCUGAUAGUCCUGUCUUAUACUCUAAUAGGGCAAUAUGUUUUAUUAAACUAGAGGAUUGGGAUAGAGCACUUAAAGACUGCAACGAUGGACUCAGCAAUAAUCCUGAUAUAAAGACUAAGACUAAACUUUUAUUUAGAAAGGGUUUAGCGCAGAAAGGGCUGGGAGAUCGAACUUCUGCGGAAAAGGCUUUCAGUGAAGUUUUAAGGUUAGACUCAAAUAAUUCAGCAGCGUUGACAGAAUUGAAACGACUCAAAGAAACCGUAAUACCAGUUGUAUCAGUCCAACAGCUACCCGAUAAUUAUCAAACAUUAGGCGAUAAACAUAUGACUAUGCAUAGUUCUGAUUUUCAAAAUUCUGAGGACCUUAAUUCUACAGUUAAUGAACUAUUCUCCGGCAAGAAACAUGCCAAAGAAACCGAAAAGCUGAUACAUUUAGAAACGAAAACUUCAGAGGCUGGGUCGAUUAUGAAUACUCUCUUACAUUUGAGUAAUGUUCCUCAAGAGAACAAGUCAGCCGCAUACUCAUACGUGAUAAAUCUCAAUCCUUGUGACAUUGAAGAUAUUUUCAAAGAUUGUUUAGACUCGAGCUUUCUCGCAUUCUACAUGGAAGCCGCUGCGUAUGUGUCUUCACAUAACUCUGUGGUAAGUUGGCCCUCAAAGAUUCUUGAGAUGUUGAAGUCACUUUCUAAAUUUAAGAGGUAUCUGUUGUCUCUUGAUCUCUGCAAUAAAACUGAUAUUGAAAAGCUAGUUUCUAACUUAAAGGCUACAAAUAAUGAUAAUUUACCCUAUAAAUACGAGGCUCUUCUUAGAGUCUAA